UGAUGUCAAAGCUCUCGCCUUCAACCAAUCAAAGCGUACCAAUUAGAAGAAAGCCUCAGGCAAUUCUUCGGCCCAGACCAACGUUUGCAUUGGAAAAGACCUCAAAAGAUUACCGCAUCGUAUCGUACCGAAAACCACCACCGACCGCCCGGCGACAGGACACGCUGAAAUCCCUCCACACCCUCAAUCGGAACCUCCCCGUCCACCUAAUUAAUUCCUAAACGAAAGGUCCGCUCCGAAAAAAAACCUUUACGAUGGCGCCCUUGACGACCGCCACCCGCGCAAUCACGCGCUGCGCAGCGUCGCCCUCCAAGGCCGUGACUACCGCCGCGCGCGCCCUGAGCACGACGCCGGCCCAGAACGGCAGCUCGGGUGCCAGCUUCUCCAGCCCCUUCCGCGGCGAGCAGAAGUCGACCCAGAUCCCCGACUUUAAGAAGUACAUGGCCCCCAAGGGCUCGUCGACCAGCAACGCCGUCUUCUCGUACUUCAUGGUCGGUGCCAUGGGUGCCAUCUCGGCCGCCGGUGCCAAGUCGACCGUCCAGGAGUUCCUGGUCAACAUGUCUGCUUCCGCGGACGUUUUGGCCAUGGCCAAGGUCGAGGUUGAUCUGACCACCAUCCCCGAGGGCAAGAACGUCAUCAUCAAGUGGCGUGGAAAGCCCGUCUUCAUUCGCCACCGUACCGGCCGUGAGAUUGACGAGGCGAACAAGAUCGACGUUGCCUCAUUAAGAGAUCCCGAGGCCGACAGCGACCGUGUCAAGAAGCCCGAGUGGCUCGUUAUGUUGGGUGUCUGCACACAUCUUGGUUGUGUCCCCAUUGGCGAGGCUGGCGACUUUGGCGGUUGGUUCUGCCCCUGCCACGGAUCUCACUACGACAUUUCCGGACGUAUAAGGAAAGGACCUGCUCCCCUGAACCUCGAGAUUCCCGCGUACGACUUCCCCGAGGACGACAAGCUGGUCAUUGGUUAAACUGGUAGCAAACAACACAUGUAUCGCCACACUUGAAACUGUACGAGUAUGGAACAAGGGGAGAGAGAGAGAGAGGAAAGAAGAAAAAAUGGAGGGUGGUGUCUGGCAGUGGCGAGGGGGGCAUCACCCGACACAUAGACGUCUUUUACUUGGGCAGAGGGAGGUUUUGCUGCCAAGUUUGGGCGCGCUAUUACUUUUUAAAGCAUACAACAUUUCCUUUAUAGACGUCGUUUGCGUUUGCGCGGAGAAAGUGAAGAGGGUGUUGGUUUCCCCAGCUCACGCAUCUGCUGUUUGUACAAAGAAAGGUCCUUAUAGAGGCGUGAACGUUUGGAGACUAGGAUCAUAAAGAACAGUG
Molecule: messenger RNA, 1320 nt
Organism: Pyricularia oryzae 70-15
Lineage: Eukaryota; Fungi; Ascomycota; Sordariomycetes; Magnaporthales; Pyriculariaceae
Product: cytochrome b-c1 complex subunit Rieske
Exons: 4
Coding region: 255-965 (236 amino acids)
Biological process (GO): mitochondrial electron transport, ubiquinol to cytochrome c
Cellular component (GO): membrane
Molecular function (GO): quinol-cytochrome-c reductase activity; 2 iron, 2 sulfur cluster binding
Source: RefSeq, a predicted model, not a curated record